AAUCAUUAAAACAAACCCAAUUUCAAGGAUAGCUGUUAUUAAGCCUGUAAUGGCCCAUUGCCGCUAUGAAAGUCUAAAACCCUAAAAGUUCAAAUUUCUUUCAUUCCUUCUCCUGCCUCCCCCAAUCUCAGAAGUUGUUGUUCCUUUUAUUCGGAUAAGAUGUAUCUCCAGUUCUACAUUAACGAUAAUGGUGACAAAGUUUACACCACUAAGAAAGAAUCACCGGUGGGGAUGCCUACUCAGUCUGCUCAUCCAGCUCGAUUCUCCCCUGAUGACAAAUAUUCCAGACAAAGAGUUCUUUUGAAGAAACGUUUUGGCUUAUUGCGAACCCAGCAGCCACCCCAGAAAUAUUGAUAGAUCGGAUGUGUUCUUUUUGAAGCUUUCUGUAGUGUUUCUGGCUGUAAAAUGCAGUUUCCUGUAAGAACAUAUCAAGUAUAUGAAUGCAUUGCAUUGGCAUGUUUUCUUCCUGGAUUAUUGUUUGUAUUUAUACAUGUCGUGACUCUAAUUUUCUUCAAAGAUGAUGGUGGAUACAUGUGAACGUCUUUUAGACACUGAGAAAUGUUGUAUAAGUUGUGAUAAAUCCUAAUUGAACUAAAACAA
This is a messenger RNA of Gossypium arboreum, 600 nucleotides long. RefSeq names its product H/ACA ribonucleoprotein complex subunit 3-like protein. The coding region runs from base 160 to 354 and encodes 64 amino acids. Gene Ontology annotation, biological process: rRNA pseudouridine synthesis; ribosome biogenesis; snRNA pseudouridine synthesis. NCBI's taxonomy places the organism in Eukaryota, Viridiplantae, Streptophyta, Magnoliopsida, Malvales, Malvaceae. The transcript has 4 exons. Gene Ontology annotation, cellular component: box H/ACA telomerase RNP complex; box H/ACA snoRNP complex. The record is from RefSeq and is a predicted model, not a curated record. Gene Ontology annotation, molecular function: telomerase RNA binding; box H/ACA snoRNA binding.